This is a messenger RNA of Microtus oregoni (creeping vole), 1602 nucleotides long. RefSeq names its product sterol-4-alpha-carboxylate 3-dehydrogenase, decarboxylating-like. The transcript has 9 exons. Lineage: Eukaryota; Metazoa; Chordata; Mammalia; Rodentia; Cricetidae. The record is from RefSeq and is a predicted model, not a curated record. Gene Ontology annotation, biological process: steroid biosynthetic process. Gene Ontology annotation, molecular function: 3-beta-hydroxy-Delta5-steroid dehydrogenase (NAD+) activity.
CCUCUCCCUAGAAAAGGGUGACUGGUAUUGGGUUGAAGUCCGCUGGUUGCAGAUUGCUAGCAAGCUGAAGUCGACCGCAAGAGUGUUUAAACCGGGACCUCUGCUUUGCAGUAUUUUCUCGAGAUAACGUAUCCAUUGGGAAGAAGAGUUGAUUUUGCAAACAAGACUAUAGUUUGAGCCAUAAUGGAACAAGCAGUUGGUGAAUCAAAAGAGACACAUUCAACAAAAGACAUUUCCAAAGCCAAGAAGUGCACGGUGAUUGGAGGCUCUGGGUUCCUGGGGCAGCACAUGGUGGAGCAGUUGCUGGCACGAGGCUAUGCUGUCAAUGUAUUCGAUAUCCGCCAAGGGUUUGAUAACCCCCAGGUGCAGUUCUUUAUAGGUGAUCUCUGCAGCCAACAGGACCUGUACCCAGCUCUGAAAGGUGUAAGCACAGUUUUCCACUGUGCGUCACCCCCACCAUCCGGUAACAACAAGGAACUCUUUUAUAGAGUGAAUUUCAUUGGCACCAAGAAUGUCAUUGAAACCUGCAAAGAGGCUGGGGUUCAGAAAUUGAUUUUAACCAGCAGUGCUAGUGUCGUCUUUGAGGGUACGGACAUAAAAAAUGGAACUGAGGACCUCCCUUAUGCCUUGAAGCCCAUUGACUACUACACAGAGACCAAGAUCUUGCAGGAGAAAGCAGUACUGGAUGCCAACGACCCUGAGAAGAAUUUCUUAACCACAGCCAUUCGUCCUCACGGCAUUUUUGGCCCAAGGGACCCCCAAUUAGUCCCCAUCCUAAUUGAUGCGGCUAGAAAGGGCAAAAUGAAGUUCAUGAUUGGAAAUGGGGAGAACCUGGUGGACUUCACCUUCGUGGAGAAUGUGGUUCAUGGACAUAUCUUGGCAGCCGAGCACCUCUCCCAAGAUGUAGCUCUGGGUGGGAAGGCAUUUCACAUUACCAACGAUGAACCAAUUCCUUUCUGAACGUUCCUGUCCCGCAUUCUGACAGGCCUCAAUUAUGAGGCCCCCAAGUACCACAUCCCCUACUGGGUGGCCUACUACCUUGCUUUCCUGCUAUCUCUGCUGGUGCUGGUGGUCAGUCCUCUCAUCCAAAUCAAGCCGACUUUUACACCAAUGCGGGUGGCAUUGGCUGGCACAUUCCACUACUACAGUUGUGAGAAAGCCAAAAAGCUCAUUGGAUACCGGCCACUGGUCACCAUGGAUGACGCCGUGGAAAGGACUGUGCAGAGUUUCCACCACCUGCGGAAGAACAAAUGAUGUGCCCCAGAGCCCUCCCCAAUAAUUUUUUCCUCUCUGUUCUGAUGAGCCAAUAUCCUUAAUUGAGUUUCUUCUGAGCUAUGUGCCCCUUGCUGGUGACAAGAGCAGAUGUCUCUUCCAGGGUAGCAUUGGACUUCCUAAAGCAGGCAGAUGCAUAAUCUACUGUUUUGGUCUUUCUCUCUCCCUCCCCCUGAGUAUACCAACAUAAAGUGAAAACCACAAGACUUUGAUCGAGGUCUUAAAAACUGAAGCAAAACCAGAAUUGUUGACACAGAGUAAGACUUAGACAUACAUUUCAUAUGUUCCUAGUAGAAUAGUUAGAAGUGUUGAUGACUGUAACCCCAGCUA